Messenger RNA from Ananas comosus (pineapple), 1876 nucleotides. Its product is annotated as ribose-phosphate pyrophosphokinase 4-like. The transcript is spliced from 8 exons. Gene Ontology annotation, cellular component: cytoplasm; ribose phosphate diphosphokinase complex. Gene Ontology annotation, molecular function: magnesium ion binding; ribose phosphate diphosphokinase activity. The record is from RefSeq and is a predicted model, not a curated record. The coding region runs from base 98 to 1336 and encodes 412 amino acids. NCBI's taxonomy places the organism in Eukaryota, Viridiplantae, Streptophyta, Magnoliopsida, Poales, Bromeliaceae. Gene Ontology annotation, biological process: 5-phosphoribose 1-diphosphate biosynthetic process; purine nucleotide biosynthetic process.
AGACCAUCUCCCUGCCACGUAAGCAUAAGCCGUACGAAGAGAGAGAGUGUAGAGCGAAGAGAGAGAAAGCGCUCCGCCGCGAACACGGGGGAAACACAUGGCGUCGUUUGCUCCUCCCUCUUCAUCUCCCUCCAAAAACCCUAACCCUAACCCUAGGCUACAAUUCGCGAAGCUCCACAAGUCGAGAUCCCCUCGAUCCCUUACCCUCCUCCUCCGCCGCCGCCUCCCGAGGUGGAGCCCUACUGCGAUCCGAUCCGAGUGCGUCGGCGGCGGCGGAGGCGGAGGAGGUGGCUUCGGAGUGCACUUGCACAUACCGCAGAUCUCUCCUUCGCCUCCGAUCAUGGCGGGGUCGGCGGCGGCCGCGGCGGUGGCGCCGGCGCCGAAGCGGCCGAAGAAGAACGUGCUGCUGUUCUACUGCGAGGAGAUGAGGGAGCUCGCCGAGCGCGUUGUGUUGGAGAGCGACGGCAUCGAGCUCCGCUCCAUCUCGUGGAGGAUGUUUGAGGAUGGGUUCCCAAACCUUUUCAUCUCAAAUGCUCAUGGCAUUCGUGGGCAACAUGUAGCCUUUUUGGCAUCGUUUAGUUCCCCCAGAGUAAUAUUUGAGCAGUUAUCAAUCAUCUAUGCUCUUCCAAGAUUAUUCAUCUCUUCAUUUAGUAUUGUACUUCCAUUUUUCCCUACGGGAUCUUAUGAGCGUAUGGAAGAUGAAGGAGACGUAGCAACGGCCUUCACGCUUGCUAGAAUUUUGUCGAAUACACCAAUCUCAAGAGGUGGACCUACCAGCUUAGUAAUUUUUGAUAUCCAUGCCCUGCAGGAGAGGUUUUACUUUGGAGAUUAUGUUCUGCCAUGCUUUGAGAGUGGAGUGCCUUUGCUCAAAAGUAGGCUUCAGCAGCUACCCGAUUCUGAAAAUAUAUCGAUUGCUUUUCCAGAUGAUGGUUCAUGGAAGCGAUUUCAUAAGCAGCUUCAACACUUCCCUGUGAUAAUAUGCAACAAAGUUAGGGAAGGUGACCGAAGGUUUGUUCGCAUUAAGGAGGGAGAUCCAAGGGGCCGUCAUGUUGUGAUAGUUGAUGAUUUGGUACAAUCUGGUGGCACUUUGAUUGAAUGCCAGAAAGUAUUGGCAGCUCAUGGAGCGGCUAAGAUUAGUGCCUACGUGACUCAUGGUAUAUUUCCGAACAGAUCAUUUGAGAGGUUUCAGCAUGAUAAUGGAGUGGGUCCAGAGAACGGGCUCAGCAACUUCUGGAUCACCGAUUCCUGCCCGCUUACCGUUAAGCAGGUUAAAAACCGGCCUCCAUUUGAGAUCCUCAGCCUUGCUGGUGCCAUUGCCGCUACCCUUCAGAUAUGAAAAGAUUUGGUUCACUGGUCUUUCACAAGGAUUCCUUAAAUUAUCUGAUAAUUUGAGCGAAAGUUUAGUCGUAGCACUUAAAUUAUAGCAGCUUGCGAAGGUAUGAUGCUGAUUUAUAUUCUUCAACUCAACAUUUUAACUCAUUGCCGUUUUAGGGGGUGCGACGUGCAUUUUUUGUAGUUAAAGAGGCCUUGAAUCAACCGAGUAAUUUUGGUGCCUCGGCUUCGCACAGUUUUGUUGUUUUUGUUUUGUUUUCAUUUCACGGAAAGCGUGACGAAGGGAUAUGCAUAGUUCCGAGAGACGAUAUCGAGGCAUUGAAUAACGCAUCAAGAGUCCGAUGCUUCUGUGCAGGUCUCGUGUGUCAACCUGAAGCAAUUUGUCUUUCCGGAGAAAAAGUGGAGGGGUUUUUUCUUCUUCUUUUUGUGUUUUCGUUGUUGUUGUUGUAUUCUUUUUCAUUUUCAACAAUCUACAGCCUAGUGUUGGUAUUUCGGUGGCUGAACCUGAACCUUUUUUUAAUGGAGGUUUCUGAUUUCACUGCUA